This is a messenger RNA of Caenorhabditis bovis, 498 nucleotides long. The record is from the annotation of a GenBank genome assembly. Lineage: Eukaryota; Metazoa; Nematoda; Chromadorea; Rhabditida; Rhabditidae.
AUGUUCAAAAUCCUCUCGACUCUCGUGUUCGCCGCGGGUUAUUUCGGGUGUGCCCUUGCCGCUCCGGUUGGUCCCGAUUUCAACAAUAUUCAAUAUGCUCACAAUUUCUCGCUGACAUAUCAAAAUGGAAGUCUUGCCGGUUUGGACGCCAUCGAUUCCUAUCCAGACGUUGAUUCUCAAAUGGCUCAAAGUUUGAAAGAAGCGAUCAAUCGAGCUUUACCUGGUUAUUUGGAGUCGCACCAGCCGCAUUCUGUUCAACACGACCAGGAAGGAAGUGGCGUAGAAAUGGUCAGCGAUCAUUCAGUAAGAGCUCGCCGACAAGUUGAAGCUCCAGUUGAUCACGCCAUCAACGAGAACAAUAAUGUUGUUUCGAGCACUCAACCCUACGGAACUGACGAGGAAUUCUACGCAAGAACUGAUCUCAUUCACUUCCACGUCGAUAUUGAUGUGCCAGAAGGCAGUGGAGAUAAACCAUUCCCGAUGCCAGGAUUCAACUAG